AGUUCAAUAAUAAUAACAAGAGAAAAUGAAUUCCAAAGCAGUUGUUUUGAUAGGCCUUUUGGCUAUCUUCCUCCUAGCCUUUGUUUCUCAUGCAGCUACCAAAGAUUUGGCUGAAAGAAAUAAUAAUGGCGGCAGUUGGGGAGGAGGAAGAGGAAAUAAUAAUGGCGGCGGUUGGAGAGGAGGAGGAAAUAAUAAUGGCGGCGGUCGCGGUGGAGGAUGUCGGUACGGGUGUUGCAACAGAGAUUUACGUAGUUGUAACAGGUGUUGCUCUUACCUAGGAGAGGCGGUACAAGCUGAUGUUGGUGGAGCCCAGCCUUGAAGGUUGAGCCGAGUGGUGAGCUAGCUGCUAGCAAAAUCCAUGUAGUAAUAAUUAAGAAAGAAUAAGAAAAGGCAUCGAUGGUUGUGUGUAUGAGUGAAAUUUCAUGCUUUUAUAUCUAUAUAAUAAUAUGAUGUUACUGUCACCACUGUUUUUUUAUUAUGGAGUUCUAAAUUAAUAAAGAUCUUUUAGAAUUUUAUGGCUUACUUUGAUUCUAAAAUUAUAUAGGGAUAAUAGUAUUGAAAAAC
Molecule: messenger RNA, 564 nt
Organism: Impatiens glandulifera
Lineage: Eukaryota; Viridiplantae; Streptophyta; Magnoliopsida; Ericales; Balsaminaceae
Product: glycine-rich protein 3 short isoform-like
Exons: 2
Coding region: 26-319 (97 amino acids)
Source: RefSeq, a predicted model, not a curated record